AUGAUGAUUCCAAUAACUCUGAAAGUAUUUUUCGCUGCUCUACUAGUACUAGUAGAAUCGACGCCAACAAAAGACUGCACCAUUACAAGAUUCUCGCAGGUACAAACAGUGAUCAACUCCUGUACUGAUAUUUUGGUGUCGAAUUUGACAGUACCAGCUGGCAUAGUUUUGGAGCUCGAUUUGCAAAAUGGAACCACCAUGACCUUCGAAGGUACUACUCUGUUCGAGCACACACCUUGGUCCGGUCCUUUGAUAAGGGUGAAAGGGGUAGACGUUACCCUACAAGGAGCACCAGGUUCUGUUUUUGAUGGUCAAGGACCCUUGUACUGGGACCAUUUGGGAGAUAAAGGUCCCAAGAAGCCGCAGUUCAUGAAAGUGGAAGUUUUUGGGAAAUCGGUUUUCAGGUGGAUCAAAUUGCUGAACUGCCCCCACCACUGCGUUUAUAUCGGCAAAUCUGAUGGUCUCACUAUCGCCAAUUGGACAAUCGACAACUCAGCAGGAGAUUUGCACAAUUUCAGCGGUCACAACACCGACGGCUUCGACGUUUCGGCUGCUAACAAUCUCAUCAUCGAGAACACAGCCGUGUUGAAUCAAGACGACUGCAUAGCCAUCAGAUACGGCUCCAACAUCCUCGUGAGGAACAUGUACUGUUCAGGAGGACACGGUCUCAGUCUGUCAGUUGGCUUCAACAAGACCUCCUAUCCCGAGAACGUGGUGGAGAACGUCCUCAUAGAGAACAGUCGGCUGGUCAGGUCUGCGAACGCCAUCCACGUCAAGACUCAUACUGAUGGUUACCUGGGUCUCAUCAGGAAUGUCACUUACAGGAACAUCGAAAUGCGAGGAGUCACUAACUAUGGAAUAAACGUUCAACAAGACUAUCGUGAUGGAGGCAGCACCGGGACUCCGAAAGCUAACGUUCUGAUUGACGGUUUGAAUAUGAUCAAUAUUACUGGUUCGGCUCAUAAGGGAUCAAAAGCUAUGGGUGUUUACAUCAUUUGUGGAGACAAUUCAUGCACCAAUUGGAAUUGGGGUGGCAUUUCUAUCGAUGGAGCUAGAAGAAAUGAUUCUUGUAAUUUCUCGCCUACAGGGUAUGAAUGUCAUGAUGUAUAA
Phaedon cochleariae (mustard beetle) is the source of this 1110-nucleotide messenger RNA. Lineage: Eukaryota; Metazoa; Arthropoda; Insecta; Coleoptera; Chrysomelidae. The record is from the annotation of a GenBank genome assembly.